Hippoglossus stenolepis (Pacific halibut) is the source of this 1011-nucleotide messenger RNA. RefSeq names its product mucin-2-like. Gene Ontology annotation, cellular component: membrane. The annotation marks the transcript as partial. The transcript is spliced from 2 exons. The record is from RefSeq and is a predicted model, not a curated record. Lineage: Eukaryota; Metazoa; Chordata; Actinopteri; Pleuronectiformes; Pleuronectidae.
ACAACUCCAACUACUACAGCAACUACUCCAACUGCCACUACCACAACCCCAACUACCACUACCACAACUCCAACUACCACAACAACUACUCCAACUACCACAACAACUAUUCCAACUACCACAACCACAACCACAACUCCAACUACCACAACAACUACUCCAACUACCACAACAACUAUUCCAACUACCACAACCACAACUCCAACUACCACUACAUCAACUCCAACUACCACAACAACUAUUCCAACUACCACUACCCCAACCCCAACUACCACAACACCUACUCCAACUACAACUACUCCAACUACCACAACAACUACUCCAACUACCACAACAACUACUCCAACUACCACUACCACAACCCCAACUACAACUACCACAACUCCAACUACCACAACAACUACUCCAACUACCACUACAACUACUCCAACUACCACAACACCUACUCCAACUACCACUACCACAACCCCAACUACCACAACUCCAACUACCACAACAACUACUACCACCACCACAACAACUACUCCAACAACCACAACAACCACUCCAACUACAACAACAACUACUACAACUACCACAACAACUACUCCAACUACCACUACCACAACUCCAACGACCACAACUCCAACUACUUCAACUAUUCCAACUACCACAACCACAACUGCAACUACCACAACCCCAACUACCACAACUCCAACUACCACUACCACAACUCCAACGACCACAACAACUACUCCAACGACCACAACCACAACUCCCACGACCACAACAACUACUCCAAUGACUACAACCACAACUCCAACUACCACAACAACUACUCCAACUACAACUACUCCAACUACUACAACAACUACUCCAACUACCACAACCACAACUCCAACUACCACUACCACAACUACAACUACCACAACAACUACUCCAAUGACCACAACAACUACUCCAACUACAACAACCACUCCAACUACCACGACCACAACUCCAACGACCACAACCACAACUCCAACAACCACA